Xyrauchen texanus (razorback sucker) is the source of this 3242-nucleotide messenger RNA. RefSeq names its product myocardin-related transcription factor B-like. The record is from RefSeq and is a predicted model, not a curated record. The transcript has 17 exons. Bases 246 to 3236 code for a protein of 996 amino acids. Lineage: Eukaryota; Metazoa; Chordata; Actinopteri; Cypriniformes; Catostomidae. Gene Ontology annotation, biological process: smooth muscle cell differentiation.
GUCCCAAAGAAAAACACAAUCAGUCCCUCUGUACAUGGGUGGCCACAUCAAGGACAGUUAUGGAGCAUUAAACCAAGGUGUUGAGCAAAUGCAAGCAAGACACAGUCAUAGGGAGUACGGACUUAGCUGACUGCCAGGGUGGGAAUGCACGAUUAUGGGAGAUCAGGAGACUGAAGUGAGCAGCUUCCUGUGACCGAAUAUCCUGCUUAUUUCCUGCAAGACACUUGACAGCUCACUGAGGAGGCAUGGAGGACCAGGGGGGUGCUGGGUUUGUGGGUUUGUUGGCACCCAGCCCACAGAGUGUAGCUGUAACCCAUGAGAUGGGAGAACUGUCCCUUCACCCCAGCCAGAAGCUGCCUCCGCUCAAUGAGCGCAAGAACGUUCUCCAGCUAAGGUUGCAGCAGAGACGUACCCGUGAGCAGCUUGUUGAUCAGGGCAUCAUGCCAUCCCUCAAGAGCCCAGCAGCAUUCCACGAACAGAUCCGCAGUCUUGAGAGAGCCAGGACUGAAAAUUUCCUAAAGCACAAGAUACGCAGCCGUCCCGAAAGGGCUGAGUUGGUCCGCAUGCACAUCUUACAAGAAACGGCAGCAGUGCCCUCAUUGCAGGCCACCCAGCUGAGGCUGAAGAGAGCUCGAUUGGCCGAUGACCUGAAUGAGAAGAUCGCUCAACGGCCUGGCCCCAUGGAGCUGGUGGAAAAGAACAUCUUGCCUGUGGACUCCAGUGUCAAAGAGGCCAUCAUUGAUGGUCAGAUGCAAUACCCCAAAACUCUAGAGGACAACCCAAUAGAUGAGGACAGUGGUGAUGCACUCUCCCCUGAUCAGCCAGGCAGUCAGGAGUCUCAAGGAUCUGCAGCCUCACCUGGAGAGGCACGGACAAUAGAGGAGACCUCACCACUGCCCAAUAUCUUGUUACAGCAGCGUCCUCCAGUCAUCACCACUUCAAGAGAUUUCCUCAAGCCUUUUUCCACCAGUGAGCAAUUAGUUAGCCCUCGAGCACCCAUGAUACAGCCAGUCAUAACUGUGGCCCCUUUUAAGUCUGGACACACCCAUGUAAAGAGUCAGCCUAAGUUACAUGGAGACAAGAGUCGCAGCAAGAAGUGCAAGGAGGCAAAGCCACGUGUUAAAAAGUUGAAAUAUCAUCAGUACAUUCCCCCAGACCAGAAACAAGAACCUGACCAAGCCCCAAUGGACUCUGCAUAUGCACGCUUACUACAGCAACAACAGCUGUUUCUGCAGCUACAGAUACUCAGCCAACAGCAACAGCAGCACUACAACUUCCAGACCAUCCUGCCUGCGCCUCUCAAGCCUGUGAUAGAGGGCCAAAACAGCAGUGCCACAGUCGCUAUCAACAGCACCAGCAGCCUUCCUGCCUCUAUUGUGGUGUCUCUGCCCACAGCAACACCUGUGCGGCCCAACAGCACCGUGUCCAAUCGCAAGGCUGGCACACUUCCAGCCAGGCUGGAGGAAAUGAAGGUAGCAGAGCUGAAAAUGGAGUUAAAGUUACGUGGUCUUCCUGUGUCGGGAACAAAAAUGGACCUUAUUGAACGUCUUAAGCCUUUCCAAGAUAACCCCGUCACUGCUGCACCCAUCAACUACAGUGGACCUAACACAAAGCCCUGUGGCACACUUAUGGAUGUAUCCAGCACCACUACAACCCUCUUUCCCUACCAGCUACCCUCUGAAAACAUGAGCUCCACACCACCCAUGUCCCCUGGUUCCUCGGAACUUCAAAGCAGAGAGGAGGCAUGCAUGGAGGGUCAGGCUGAGGCCCAGAACUGCAUCAGCAACAAUGUGGUUAAGGCAGCUCUUGCUCCCAAGGAGCAGGACCAAAGACUACACGAAAAGGAACGGCAGAUCAAGGAGCUGCUGCGUAAACUGGAGCAGGAGCAGAAGCUGGUGGAAGAGCUGAAGAUGCAGCUAGAGGUGGAGAAAAGAAGCGGACAGACCGCCUCACCUGUAGAAAGUAAUACAAUUUCCAGCCCAGCCAUCAUGUUGGCCUCUGUGAAAACAGAAAGUACUGUUCCUGCCAACUGCACUCUGGGUUCACACACUACACCGAUGCUAGUGACACACCCCACCCAGGUGACACCUGCACCCCUCCCUCAGUUCAUUAUCAGUCACCAAGGGGUGCAACAGGUUAUAGGACAGCCCCAGACUCUUCUCACCACUCAACAUGGGGGCACUCAGAUACUUUUUCCAAUGCCCCUGGCAAAUAAUACCACUACCAUCCAGGUGCCGAACACUAAUGUCAAACUACAGCCAGUUUUGCAGGCUACUGUCUCCCCAUCUGGGCCAGGUCUCAUUCAGACCACCCAGCCACAGCCUGUCAAAGCAGAGAGUCCUACAUCACAGCAGCUAGUCAGUCACAACCACAUCAGAAUGAAUGAGGUCAGUCCUCAUUCAUGCAUCAAUAACCUCCCUUUGGACACCUGUGAGGGGUCAGUUUUCCAACAUGGUGCCAGUGAGAACCCAGCACUGGAGAUGCCUCACCAUUUCCUGAGCAGCUUCCCACAGUAUAGGAUCUCUCCUCGGGCAUUCCCAAUUCCACCCUCCCUUAUCAAUGGGCCACUAAAUAAGUCCCCCUUCAUCCAGAAACCCUCAGCUUUCAGCCAGAUGCCCAAAAACAGAGAGCCGCCCUGCUAUGAGGAGGCCGUCAAACAGACCCGCAACCUACAGAAUCCUGCAGUCACAGAGAUUCCAACAGCAACGAGUCAACAGAUGGAUGAUCUCUUUGACAUUUUAAUAGAAAGUGGAGAAAUCACCCCCUUUAUUCAACAGGACCAGUCUGUGUCUAAGAUGAUGCCUGUCACUGCUUGCAUCACCACUCUGCCUAUUAACACCGCCCUGUCCCGGCCGCCUGCCCAGGUGCAAAUGGCACCCCCACCUGCUCUCAUAGUGGAGCCCAUGCCCAGCCUAGCCUACCUGGACUCUGACAACCAGGUGGAGGCUCUGCUAGAGGGCACAUUGGUUGGGAACACAGAGCCUGAGCAGAGGACUUUGGGCCUGUUGGAGGAGCUGCAAAACCAGAUCCUGGAGCACCCAAACUCCCCAAUGGACACAUCCGAGCUGGGUUUCUCUGACUCACCUCCUCCUCUCUCCUUCAGUUUGCAGGAAACUGAUCUGGACAACAUGGAGUGGCUGGACCUUACUAUGCCCGGGCUCAUUGGCAGACUCAACCCACUGGGCAUCACCUCUGAAUUCCUAGACAUGCAUGAACUGCAUCUACACUGGGACUGAGAGGAA